UGUAUAGAGGCGCGUACUCGGGCACUGGGAUAUCACUACUGUAACACUUUGAAACCCAGACACUGGUUCCAAUUUGCGGACGAUACGGCUCUUGUUACAGCGACAGAGGAAGAAAAUCAAAUGAUGUUGAAUGCUUUUUCAAAAUGGUGCAACUGGUCAGGGUUACAAAUUAGGACGGAUAAGUGCAAAACUUUUGGUAUCAAACACAAUGGAAGAAGGUCGACUCAAUAUAAACCAUACUUGAAGGUUAACAACGAGAUGAUUCCACCAGUCGAAAUCGAUGGAUCGUUCAGGUAUUUGGGUAAAAUGUUCAGUUAUACAAUGGGAACUGAUGAAAUCCGAAAUGAGCUGGAGGAAGAGCUGACCAGUUAUUUGGAUAAAGUAGACAAACUUUCGCUCCACCCAAAGAAUAAACUGCUGAUUAUCAACAAAUUUGUGUACAAUAAGCUAAGGUGGCGGUUAUCAGUAUAUCAUUUAUCUGAAUCCUGGGCUACAAAAAGCCUAGAUGGUAAAGUAAUCCAUUAUGUAAAACGAUGGUUGCAUUUCCACCAAGGCCCCAAUCUAACCCACCUAAAGUUAUCUGUUAACAAAUUUGGAUUGGGAUUCCAAUUGCCCUCGGACGUGUUAAAGUACUGUAAGCUCAGCAUGCGACAAGUUCUUUUUAAAUCUAUCAACAAGGAAAUUCAAGACCUUUUCCAUUUAACAUCUGGAAACUAUAUACACACAGAUUCCUUAAUUGUAAACUGUGAAGGACGCCCGAGAAAGGAAUUAUCAAACCAAACUGAAAACAACGUUUUGGAACAUAUUAUGACUCUAAAGGAACAAGGUACGAUUAUGCAGAUCAUGAGGCGGAUAUCAUCGACGAAAAUUAUAAGUUGGUGGAACAAAAUCACGGUCUCGAUGCCCAAGAAUAUAUAUGUCUUCAUAAGAAAAGCUUUAAUAUUUAGCCUGCCAAAUAACUCAAACCUGAAACGUUGGGGUAAAGUGGAGUCUGAUUCUUGUGGUGUAUGUGGAACUCAACGACAAACCCAGCUACAUAUGUUGGCGAAUUGUUCAGUUGCAGCGACAAAAGGCCGUUACACAUGGCGUCACGAUUCCAUUUUGUUUACUAAGCCAGCUCAGUUUAUAUGGUUUUGA
Molecule: messenger RNA, 1137 nt
Organism: Paramuricea clavata
Lineage: Eukaryota; Metazoa; Cnidaria; Anthozoa; Malacalcyonacea; Plexauridae
Source: the annotation of a GenBank genome assembly